AUGCGAAAACAGUGUUUCCUGCUGUCAAAGUCAUGCAGGUGUGCCUAUCUGACUGUCAGUGUUCGCACCCCGUUGGAAUUGUGUACUAAAAGAAAUGCAACCAGAGAUUGCCGCGUUCCCGAAUCCGUCAUAAAACGCAUGGAUAGUCUCUUUGAGUGGCCUGACGCGGAGAGCCACCCAUGGGAACGCCACAACCUAGAUUUGAGUGAAGUCGAAACAAGUUCUUUCGUUGACGCUAUUGAAGAUUUCACAGAUUUUGUCCUACAGAAGCCGUUACUUUUCAUUGACACACAAAUAACUGAAGAGGAAAAGCAGCAGGCGCGCCACGUGACCAAAUCCAACCCAGUUCAUGUGAUGGACGAUAUUCUUAGGUCCCUUGUAAACUCGUGCAUUUCAUCACUCCCACCAAAAGAGAAGAAAUUAUACGGAAAGGAUUUCAGUAAAGCCAAGGUCCUCACAUUUUCCCAGCUGAAAUGCAUGGCGGCCGAAAAAUUCAAGCAGCCGGGUGAAGCUUUUGAGCUGUGGAUUCGUGCAGCCUUCUCAGAAAAUGUUGCCCUCCUUGUCCCAUGUAAUGUUUAUAUUUCUUAA
Molecule: messenger RNA, 588 nt
Organism: Mesocestoides corti
Lineage: Eukaryota; Metazoa; Platyhelminthes; Cestoda; Cyclophyllidea; Mesocestoididae
Source: the annotation of a GenBank genome assembly